AUGGCGGAGACCCUAAGGCAACAACAGCAACAACCACCACCACCACCAGUACCUCUACCUGCAGUACAAGAUGUUCAUGUUGAGGACCAAACCAUCACACUCACAAAGGAGUUUAAAAAGAUGAAACCACCGUCAUUUAAGGGGGGAAUAGAACCUAUGAAAGCAGAAGCAUGGGUGCUGGGAAUAGAGAAAUUGUUCGAAGUAUUUCCAUGUACUGAAGCCCAGAAAGUGCAACUUGCUGCCUUUACUCUUGAAGAUGAGGCGCGAAGAUGGUGGAUGCUUACAAGAACAGUGCAUCAGGACUUAACAUGGGGUAGAUUUCUGGAGCUGUUCUAUGAUAAGUAUUUUCCUCAAAGCAUGCGAGAUAAGAAGGUGACGGAAUUUGAGACUCUUAGACAAGGAAAUAAGACUGUUGCAGAAUAUGAGGCCCAAUUUGCUGAAUUAGCUCGGUUUGGACCUCAUAUGGUAGAUACAGACUAUAAGAAGGCACGGAAAUUUGAAGGGGGAUUGCGGGGUGCUAUUUUAGACUGGGUCAAUAUGCUAAAAUUACCCACAUAUGUUGAGGUGCUAGAAAGGGCUGUUAUCGCAGAAGGAAACCUUGCGGCCCAGAAUCGGAUUUCCGAGUGGAAAGGGAAGAGACAAAACAACCAAUGGUCAAAGAGAUCCGUUACUCCACCCGCUAAGAAGCACAAUUCAGGGAACUUCAGCACCACUACUUCUACUCAAAAUUCCACUCCGGUGUGUCCAGAUUGUGGAAGGCAACAUCGAUGA
Messenger RNA from Camellia sinensis, 771 nucleotides. RefSeq lists its product as uncharacterized. Lineage: Eukaryota; Viridiplantae; Streptophyta; Magnoliopsida; Ericales; Theaceae. Gene Ontology annotation, molecular function: zinc ion binding; nucleic acid binding. The record is from RefSeq and is a predicted model, not a curated record.